This is a messenger RNA of Triticum dicoccoides, 2760 nucleotides long. RefSeq names its product glutamate--tRNA ligase, cytoplasmic-like. Lineage: Eukaryota; Viridiplantae; Streptophyta; Magnoliopsida; Poales; Poaceae. Bases 374 to 2086 code for a protein of 570 amino acids. The transcript is spliced from 7 exons. Gene Ontology annotation, biological process: glutamyl-tRNA aminoacylation. Gene Ontology annotation, molecular function: glutamate-tRNA ligase activity; ATP binding. Gene Ontology annotation, cellular component: cytoplasm; methionyl glutamyl tRNA synthetase complex; cytosol. The record is from RefSeq and is a predicted model, not a curated record.
CACCGCCGCCCCCUCUACUCCUCUCUCCCGCCGCCGCGCCGCCCCGUAGACCCCCACGCCGCUGCGGACCUCUCCUCGGUCGCCGGCGGCGAGAAGGUCCUCUAGUCUCCGCCUCAACCCCUGGCAGGCCCUCUCCUCACUCCCUCCCCUUCCCUCCCCUCGGCCUCCGGCCCUCGCCGACCUCUCCUCCGCGAGUUUGUGACUCUGUGUCCGGUCAGGCCUCCCCCUGCCGCCAAGGCCAGGGGCCAGUCCGCCUCUGCCCUCCGGCCUCCCCGGCUCCCCUGCUCGGCUCGCCGCCCUCCACGGCACGUCUCCACCUCCGGCAGUCCAGCCUCCGUGGCUCUGUCCAAGAUUCCUGCUUGUAAGCAGCUUGAUGGAGGCGAUGGCCGCGAAACUAGUAUUCCCCCAGGACAACCCACCACUUUCCAUCAUUUCUGCUGCUAAGAUUGCAGUUGUUCCUAUAACCACUGAUCCCUGCCUCCCCUCAGGUUCAGUGCCCACACUACACUUCGGUUCUGGGGACUUUAUACAUGGUGUCAACACAGUUCUUCGCUAUAUUGCCCGUACUACAUCUGUCUCCAGCUUCUAUGGCGAGAACGCUAUUCAGGAAGCACGUGUUGAUGAAUGGCUCGAGUACGCACCACUCAUUCUUUCAGGCUCUGAAUUUGAAGCCGCUUGCUCAUUUCUUGAUGGAUACUUGGCAUCUCGAACCUUUUUGGUUGGUCAUGGUCUGACAGUUGCUGACAUUGUAGUGUGGUCAAACCUCAGAGGUAAUUUCUGGCUUCUUUCGUUCAUGUGUAGUUUAAUGUUCUCUCCCUUUGUCUUACCCUGGAGGUCACAACUGUUUUCUUCACGAGCUGGUCAACGAUGGGAAAGUUUAAGGAGGUCAAGGAAGUACCAAAACCUUGUCCGUUGGUUCAACAGCGUAGCUGUAGACUAUGCACUAGAGGAAGUUACAUCUGUUUAUGUUGGAAAGCGAGCAAUUGGCAAAUCUCCCGCACCAUGCCUGAAAGAAAAGAUGCCUGGCUUGAAGAACACCUCAGGUCAUGAGAUAGAUCUCCCAGGUGCAAAAGUUGGGGAGGUUUGCGUACGUUUUGCCCCAGAGCCUAGCGGAUAUCUCCACAUUGGUCAUGCUAAGGCUGCACUGUUGAACCAGUAUUUUGCAGAUAGAUAUAAAGGACGUCUCUUAGUUCGAUUUGAUGACACAAAUCCUUCCAAAGAAAGCAGCGAAUUUGUUGAGAACGUCCUGAAGGAUAUUGAGACCCUUGGAGUUAAAUACGAUGCAGUUACAUACACAUCGGAUUAUUUCCCAAAGCUAAUGGAAAUGGCCGAAUGUUUGAUUAAGCAGGGAAAGGCAUAUGUUGAUGAUACACCCAAGGAUAAAAUGAAUACUGAAAGGAGGGACGGUGUGGAAUCUAAAUGUAGAAACAGUACUGUUGAGGAGAACUUGUUGUUGUGGAGUGAGAUGGUUAAUGGUACCAAGAGGGGUACUCAGUGCUGUGUGCGUGGUAAACUUGACAUGCAGGACCCCAACAAAUCACUUCGAGAUCCUGUUUACUACCGUUGCAACCCUGAUCCCCAUCACCGAGUUGGCUCAAAAUACAAGGUCUAUCCAACAUAUGACUUUGCAUGCCCAUUUGUUGACGCAUUGCAAGGAGUGACUCAUGCUCUUCGUUCAAGUGAAUAUCAUGAUCGGAACGCACAGUACUACCGUAUCCUUCAGGACAUGGGGCUGCGGAGGGUUGAAAUCUUUGAGUUCAGCAGACUGAAUAUGGUUUAUACCGUCCUUAGCAAGCGCACGCUUCGCUGGUUUGUACAAAACAAGAAGGUGGACGACUGGACUGACGCACGCUUUCCCACUGUACAAGGCAUAUUACGCCGUGGCUUGAAGAUUGAAGCCUUGAUCCAGUUUAUACUCGAGCAGGGUGCUUCAAAGAAUCUGAAUCUCAUGGAAUGGGAUAAACUCUGGACAAUCAACAAGAAGAUAAUUGAUCCAGUAUGUGGAAGGCAUACUGCUGUGCUGAAGGACAAAAGUGUGCCCUUGACACUUACUAAUGGCCCAGAGAAUUUGGCUAGAGUAUGCUGAUGCAUCAGCCAUUAGCGUGGGUGAGGAAGUCACUUUGAUGGACUGGGGAAAUGCUAUCAUUAAAGAAAUCAAGACAGAUGAUGGAACAAUUACUCAACUAGUUGGUGAACUCCAUCCUGACGGGUCAGUGAAGAUGACAAAGCUGAAGCUAACCUGGCUAUCAGAUAUUGAAGACCUUGUGUCUCUCUCUUUGGUGGAUUUUGACUACCUAAUCAUCAACAGAAAGCUGGAACUGGGAGAAGAUGAUAAGCCCGGAGGUGAGAAGUUCCUUGAAAAUCUUAACCCAUGCACCCGACGAGAAGCUUUAGCUCUUGGAGACCCAAACAUGCGGAACAUCAAGCGAGGAGAAGUUGUACAGCUCGAAAGGAAAGGCUAUUACAGGUGUGAUGUUCCAUUUGUCGGGUCAUCAAAACCAAUCAUGCUUUUUGCCAUUCCCGAUGGUCGACUGAAGUCCACGUCGAUUGUUUCUGGAGCCUAGCUUCAACAAGUUAUGUUGGGUAAAUAGUUGGUACUUUUUGGACAAAAAUCUUGCAACCAUAUUGGUAUCCUCAGACUGAAAUAUGGAACUUCAGAUUUCGGUUCUUCAGUGUCGCUGUGUAGUUCCUUUUGCAUGUUUUGAGGACCUGUAGAUUUGCGGAACAAAUAUCAAGAUGAUAAUUGAUUGAUCUUCUCCA